Molecule: messenger RNA, 1029 nt
Organism: Fraxinus pennsylvanica
Lineage: Eukaryota; Viridiplantae; Streptophyta; Magnoliopsida; Lamiales; Oleaceae
Source: the annotation of a GenBank genome assembly
AUGGCCCAUGCGAAUACUCAGAAAAAGAAGAAAAAAGAUAAUAAUAUUAAUAAUAAUAAUAAUAAUAUCAAUAACAAUUCUAACAAAGCCAAGCAGCCAGAUUCGACGGCUGAACCGAAGUACUCCAAGGCGGCUCGAAGAUUCUAUAAUGAGAAUUUUAGGGAGCAACCGCAGCGGCUAGCGAAGGUGCUCGCAGCUUCCGGAGUGGCAUCAAGGAGAAGUAGUGAAGAGCUGAUUUUUCAAGGCAAGGUGACUGUCAAUGGCUCUGUCUGCAACACACCCCAGACCAGGGUUGAUCCAGCCCAGGAUGUGAUAUACGUUAAUGGAAGCCGACUAGCCAAGAAACUUCCUCCGAAGGUUUAUCUUGCUUUGAACAAGCCAAAAGGUUACAUAUGCUCAGCAGGAGAAAAGGAGACUAAGUCAGUGAUAUCUCUAUUUGAUGAUUUUAUGAAAAGUUGGAAUAAACGAAAUCCCGGAAUACCAAAGCCACGACUCUUUACAGUUGGUCGCCUUGAUGUUGCCACAACUGGGUUGAUCAUCGUGACAAAUGAUGGGGAAUUCUCACAUAAGCUUUCACAUCCUUCAUCCAAUUUAUCAAAAGAGUAUAUUGCAACUAUUGAUGGUGUGGUCAAUAAGCGGCACUUACUUGCACUCAGUGAGGGAACAGUCAUAGAAGGUGUCCAUUGCACCCCUGAUGUAGUGGAGUUACUACCACAGCAGCCAGAUAUUUUGAGACCUAGACUCCGGAUUGUGGUUCAUGAGGGAAGAAACCAUGAAGUGCGGGAACUUGUUAAAAAUGCUGGACUUCAGAUUCAUGCAUUAAAGCGUGUAAGAAUUGCUGGUUUUAGGCUUCCAUCUGAUCUUGCGCUUGGGAAGCAUGUUGAAUUAAGCCCAUCUAAUUUCAGGGCACUUGGUUAUAAGGAACUCGGCGCGGUGCUCACAGCUAAUAGGGUAGAGAAAGAUGGUCUCCAACAUUGGUACUCUCCAGCUGCUGCUGCGACGACGAGUUUAUUUGUGAGGGGAGACUAG